AUGUGUUCUUGUGGGUGUUGCAAUCCAGUUCUCAAAUACUGCAGCACUGCAGACACACGGCACACAUAUACAUGUGUUUUCCUUCAGGAUGUUUGCCGUGUUGUUUGGAAAACUGAGGGACCUGCUGUAUCCGCUCCUGUCCUCAUGCUCCGUCUUCCAUGUGCUCGGACUGUCCGCGCUCACGCUCACCCUGCUUCUCACUGGGCGUCUGGCGCAGCUGCUGUGGAAGCGCAGAGAGCUCUGCUGCUUUCCCUGCCCGCCCCAGCGCAACUGGCUCCUCGGACACAUGGGAAUGAUACGCACUGAUGAAGUCGGUAUGCAGGAGGUGGAUGAGCUUAUAAGGACGUAUCGUCACUGCUGCGCCUGGUUCCUGGGUCCCUUUUACAACAUUAUCCGCUUAUUUCAUCCAGACUACCUCAAACCUUUGCUUCUGGCCUCAGCUUCCAUCACAUUUAAAGAUGAGCUGUUUUAUGGGUUCAUGAGACCUUGGCUUGGGCAGGGUCUCGUUCUGAGUAAUGGAAAAGAGUGGUCUCGACAGCGGCGUCUCCUCACACCAGCCUUCCACUUUGACAUCCUCAAAAACUAUGUUUAUAUAUUCAACCAGUCCUCCAACAUCAUGCACGAGAAGUGGCGCCGCCUGCUGGCAGAAGGAAAAGAUGAGUUGGACAUGUUUGAACAUGUGACUUUGAUGACUCUGGACAGCCUGUUGAAGUGCACCUUCAGCUAUGACAGCCAGUGCCAAGAGACAUCCAGUGAGUACAUCUCAGCCAUUUUUGAGCUGAGUGAGCUGGUGGUGGCAAGGCAGCGCUUCCUCCCUCAUCACUGGGAGUGGCUGUAUAAGCGCUCGGCGGAUGGACGGCGCUUCCGCAGGGCCUGCGACCUCGUCCACAACUUCACCGCUGCUAUCGUAGAAGAGCGCCGCUCCAAACUGCUCAAACAUGGGCCUCCAGACAGCUGCACCCGAAACAACACGACGGGGAGCAAGAAGAAGACAGUCGACUUCAUAGACGUGCUGCUUCUGUCAAAGGAUGAGAAUGGAGAAGGUCUGUCCAAUGAGGAGAUUAAAGCACAAGCAGAUACGUUCAUGUUUGCAGGUCACGACACAACGGCAAGUGCAAUUUCCUGGCUUCUGUACAACCUGGCCAUGCAUCAAGAGUAUCAGGAACGCUGCCGUUCUGAGAUUAAUGCUGUACUUAGUAACCGAGACACUGAGGACAUUACCUGGGAUGACCUCAGCAAUCUGCCCUUCACUACCAUGUGCAUUAAGGAAAGUCUACGGCUCCACCCCCCUGCGGCCACCGUAACACGGUACUACUCUCAAGAUAUGAGCGUUCCUGGGGGACGCAUCAUACCACAGGGAAACAUCUGUCUCAUCAGUGUCUACGGCACCCACCACAACCCUGAACUCUGGCCUAAUCCAGAGGUUUAUGACCCCAUGCGUUUUGACCCUGAGAACUCAAAGCAGCGCUCCUCAUAUGCUUUUAUUCCGUUUUCUGCAGGUCCCAGGAACUGUAUUGGUCAGAGCUUUGCCCUGGCGGAGAUACGGGUGGUUGUGGCCCUGACUCUGAGAAGAUUUCGAAUUCUUCCGGGUUCCAGACCCACGAAGCGUCUUUAUAAAAUCAUUAUGAGAACAGAGGAUGGGAUGCCUCUAAAACUAGAACCCCUGACACCAUCCCAGGAGUGACACACCUCCCCUGUGUGGUCAGGAUGCAGCCUUGUUUAUCAAGAUGACCGGUUGUUCAGUCUGUGUACCAUUUUCUUCUAUAUUGAUGAUCAGUUCUGCUUAUUACUAUUUGUCCACAGAUUCAGGCAACUUUGAAACCAACUUAUGAAUGACUUUAAAAUACUUCUUCUUCGUUGAUUCUCUGCUGCAUGUGUGUGGAGAAAUGUACAUUAGUUAAACUUGUAAUUGAUAAAGGGCCCACAUCACGAAAAAACAUCUCUUUUUCUGGUUAAAAAAUGGACACAGUAUGUAAA
Molecule: messenger RNA, 1977 nt
Organism: Pygocentrus nattereri (red-bellied piranha)
Lineage: Eukaryota; Metazoa; Chordata; Actinopteri; Characiformes; Serrasalmidae
Gene: cyp4f3
Product: cytochrome P450 4F3
Exons: 13
Coding region: 89-1684 (531 amino acids)
Molecular function (GO): oxidoreductase activity, acting on paired donors, with incorporation or reduction of molecular oxygen; iron ion binding; heme binding
Source: RefSeq, a predicted model, not a curated record